AGGAUUCAGUUGGAGAUGAUGACGCCAGAGAAGAGUUAGUCGGAGACGAUGCCACAGAGGAUUCAGUUGGAGAUGACGACGCCAGAGAAGAUUUAGUUGAUAAUGGUUGUGGAGUCGAUUUUGAAGAUAUUACCAAGGAUUCAGUUGGAGACGAUGAUGCUAGAAAAGAUUUAGUUAGUGAUGGUAAAGUCGAUUUUGAUGACAUAGAGGAUUCAGUUGGAAUUGAAGAUGUUGUUAAUGACGAUGACUCCAGAGAGAUAAAUUUAGUUGGUGGUGGUGAAGUUGAUGACGACAUCAAAGAGAAUUUAGUCCCCGCUACUCAUUUCGGGGCAUUAACCUCAGGAAAUUGCGAGCACGAUUUUUUGAUUCGAAGUG
This is a messenger RNA of Ambispora gerdemannii, 375 nucleotides long. The record is from the annotation of a GenBank genome assembly. NCBI's taxonomy places the organism in Eukaryota, Fungi, Glomeromycota, Glomeromycetes, Archaeosporales, Ambisporaceae.